AUGGAAAGAAACUCAAACCAGAGUGAAAGUUCGUCGUCUGCUAAUAGUUCUGUAGAAUUAAAAACACUUCUGCUUGAAAACACAUCCAAUAAUUAUAUCCUUCCCGAGCUAGAACAAGAUGGAUUUAUUACACCUGAUAGAAUAGUAGAAGAACUUAUUAAUAAAGAUUUGACUAAAAUCGAAAAUUUAUUUGCUCUAAAAUUACUUUUUAAAAAUCCACUUAAUCAAUUUUCGCCUGGAAUCCUUCGUAAUUCUUUAGUUACUUUAGCGGAUCCGACACCUUUUGAUAAUUAUGAUAAAUUAAGUGUGUCUAGGUUAGAGUUACAUAUUCGUACCUGGGUUGCUGUAUUAGAAAAAAUUUGCGUAACACCAAUGCGCUUAAGUAAAGAACUUCGAGGUGAAGUUUAUAAUUCUUUAGCAAAAUUCGCAGAAAUUCAUAAGAAAACAACUCAAGUAAUGCAUGAAGGAAUUGAUAAAAAUUAUAAGUCUGGAUUUAAUCAAUUCAAUCAAUUACAGGAUAAUAAAGAUGAAGGUAUUAUAAAUAAACGAAAUUAUAAUAUUGACUUCUUAUUAAUUCACUUACGGGAUACAAUACAUAGUUUACGUGAUGAUGAGACUUGGUUUCAAGAAAUUAUACGAAGAACCAAGGAAUUGCUUAAGGCUGUAUUGAAUAUUACACCAGGAGUCUUAUCAACAGUAACACCUGGAGUUGCUCUUCCAAAUGAUAAUAGUACAAUCUUAUCAAUGCUCACUCAAUUACGUAAAGGAUUAAAAUUUAAAUAUCCAGUAGCAUCAUAUUAUGUAGAUUGGAGAAUUAUGUUGAUUAUUCAACAUAAUUUAUCCAACUGGUCUGGUGGUACUGAAAAUAUAAUUAGUAAAAAAUUUCAAGAAAUGAUAUUAAUGGAAUACUUUUGGAGUUAUUUGGAAAAAGAAUGGAUUGAUGUUGAUAAUAAAUCCAUUUUAGAUUCUCAAUCAAAAUUUGAUGAAGUAUCAAAUAAACUUGUUAAAGUUUUAAGAAAUACUGGAAGUUUUAUCAACGAUCUUGCUGGAAAUGAACCUCUUGUUUUACCACAUACUUUAUGGUUUGGAAUAUUAGAUCUUGCACAAAAUCUUAUUCAAAAUUCUAUUCGAGUAUCUACACAUGGUCUAUGCUAUUAUUUAGCAAUUGAAUCACUUAAUAGAGCUCCAAGCAGUUUCAUUCAAUUUAAAGCAAUUGAAAUAUUAUUUCAUUUAAAUAAUAUUAAUAAUAAAAUGUUUUCAAUAAUUGAAAUUGACUUUAAUCAAUACAUUCAAAAAUUCAAUGAAAGCAAUUCUACAACAGAUUCCUCAGAAAAAUUUCAAAAUUUGUUAACAUUUGUUAAUAAAAAGUGCACAGAAGAUUUUAAUCUAUUAAAUUAUAAUAUUGAAAAAGGAAAGGGAAAAGGAAAAGAAAAAACUUCAUCAAUCCAAUAUACAAACUUAACAAAAAAAAUUUCAAAAUUGGGCGAAAUUUUAGAAAUGAUUGCAAAUGAAAUGACAUGCCCAAUUGAUCAUGAACCAACAGAUCAAUUAUGUGUUUUAAAAUGUCAACAUAUAUUAUCAUUUAAUAAUUUAAAAAAAUUGAAACAGAAAAAUUGCCCUAAAUGUCGAGAAAAUAUUGAGGAUAAUGAUAUUAGAUAUUUACCACAAAAUGUUAUUUAUAAACAUUUAUAUUCACAAUUUUUUGAAGCUGGACAUAUUUACCUUCAAUUGAAAUGGAAAAUUCAACAAAUAACCAAUAUGAUAAUGAUUCAGCACCCAACAUAUCUAAAUGCUAUUAAAGGAUUGAAAGAAAAAAAUUAUAAAAAUGCUGAACAUUGGUGUAAAGAAUUUCUUAAAACUUAUCCAGAAAGUUAUUCUAUGAAAUGUAUUUUAGCUUAUACUUAUACAUGUCUCAAUAAUUAUGAACAAGCACAUUUAUAUUUAAAUGAAGCUAUUAAAUUAAAAGAAAAAAAACCUACUGCUUGGUAUAUUCGUGGAAAAAUCCAAUUAAAACAAGGCAUUUAUAAUGAUGCAGUAAAAGAUUUAACAACUUCAAUUUAUUAUAAUGCUAACAUAAAUAAUUUAUAUACAAUUCUUGGAAUUAGUUAUUAUAAUAAUAAUAAUGAUGAAUAUGCAUUAAAAACUUUUAAUAUCAUGUUGAAAAAUGAUCCUAAUAAUUAUUUAUGUCUUAAGUAUUGUGCUUACAUUUAUGAAAAGCAAGGAAAAUUCUCAGAUACUUUAAAAAAGUUAAAAAAUUUACUUAGUAUAAAUGAGAAAGAUUCAUUAAUUUUAUGUUAUCAUGGAGAAAUUUUAAGUAAAAUGAAAAAGUAUGAUAGUGCUAUACCAUAUUUUACAAAAGCAAAUAAUAUAGAUCCAGCAAAUGUUCAUAAUUUUACUAAGAGAGCUAUUAUAUAUUAUAUUCUUCAAGAAUAUGAUAAAGCUUUAUUGGAUUUUAAUAAUAUCAUACAAUUAGAUACUUCAAAUAUUUUAGCAUAUUAUUAUUUUUGGUUAUAUAUGUGUAAAUCAUAUAUUAUUAAUUAUUAUACUCAACUUGGAAUUACUAAUAACUUUGAUCUCUAUAUGUAUAGAGACUGUUUUAUUAGAUUUAUAGUUGAAGAAAGUACACAAAUAGAGUAUGUUCGAAUUACUAAGGAUUAUCAUAAAGAACGAACUUAUUUUCCUAAAAUGGAUCAUUUAUUACCAUUUUACGCAAAUAAUGUUCCAGAAACUUUUAAAGACAAAUAUUUUUUAAGAAAAGAAACAGAAAAUUUGCUUGAAUUAAAAGACAUUAUUAAUAACCUAUAA
Rhizophagus irregularis DAOM 181602=DAOM 197198 is the source of this 2805-nucleotide messenger RNA. NCBI's taxonomy places the organism in Eukaryota, Fungi, Glomeromycota, Glomeromycetes, Glomerales, Glomeraceae. The record is from RefSeq and is a predicted model, not a curated record.